CUUAAUAUUGAAUUCUCUACUCCUUUUCACCUUAUCUUGUUUCAUUUUUUGGUUUGAUUAUCUUGAAGACUAUCAGAUAAAUUGUCAAGAAAAUAUGUGAAUUCCCGUUUAGUUGCCUGUUUCCUUACAAAAAAUUUAUCCAAAUUUGGUCACGCUUUUCUUGUUCGAUGAACAUGUCUGAUAUUAUGUAUACAUGUUCUUGCUAUGGACCCUCUGUCCCUUUCUGACUCUCUGUAAGAAUAUAGCUUUGAGAAAUUCUGAUGGGAACUCCACAGUUCAUGCAUUUAUUUUGCAGUUGGAAGGAUGAUGACAAGGGAUGGCCCACAAAAAGUUUUUUGAGGUGGCAUGAUUCGGUAAUUGUGCGAUUUUUUUAUUUUGUUUUUAGGUCCUUUUCUUGGAGUAGUUGGAACAAGGUACGAAUUUGAAGCUUUGUGGAUCAUGAACAGCUAGGUAAAGUUUCUUGGUGAACGCUUAAGCAAGUAUGCUGCAGUCCUAGUGUGUGAGUCCAUGAAAUUUUCGAGAAAAAGAAUGCAAAAGCUUUUUUGAAUAAAUUCACAAGAAAAGUGAAAUGGAGCAAUUAAAUCAAAGGUCUAUUGAGAGAGUGGUUUCGCAGAGAGCCUUGCAAAUGAGCAACUCAUUUCCAUGUCAGAUUUGUGUUGUGGGAUUUCUUUGUGGAGUCUGUCUUGCCUCUUUGAUUUUGGCUGCUCUUACUUCAUUUGGCACCUUCCACUUUGGUCGCUUUUCAUUCUCAACCAUGUCAAUGCUUAAUUUAUCAUGGAACUCAGAUCUCGAUAAUAACAUCAACUGCAAUUUUAACCCUAAGGAAACAGAGAGAUUAAGGGAUUUGAAGAGCAGAAGAGAAGGAGAUAACGAUGACAGUGUCUCUUUGCUUUAUUCAGCUUGGAGUUGUGUGUUAAAUAAAUCUGCAACUGGUAGAAAUGAGUGCUUGCUGAAACUUGGAAUUAGUGAGUUGAGUUUACCAAGAGCCCCACAUUUGGAAAACUGCAAGGUGAAAAGGAAGCUAUAUGACAGUCUUGAUAAGCGUACAGGAAAUGAUAGCUUUCCGCCAUGGACAACUUGGAAAGGAUUUUUGGACACUCACCCUGUUGCUGAAACCAGUGAACAAAUUCAAAACUUCAGGCAUCAGGUUAUAUCUGAGGGUGCUUAUCCACCAUGGAUUGAAGGAUCUGAUGAAGAAAACUAUCCCCUGACUAGAAAAGUUCAGCGUGACAUAUGGAUCCAUCAGCAUCCAUUAAACUGUAGCAACCCGAAUGUCAAGUUCCUUCUUGCUGACUGGGAGAGGUUACCUGGAUUUGGCAUGGGAGCUCAGAUUGCUGGAAUGUGUGGACUUCUUGCUAUUGCUAUCAAUGAAAGAAGAAUCCUUGUUACUAACUUCUUUAAUAGGGCUAACCAUGAUGGUUGCAAAGGGUCUUCCCGGUCUAGUUGGAAUUGUUACUUCUUUCCAGAAACUUCCCUAGAAUGCCGUCAACGUGCUUUGGAACUAAUGAGAAGUGAAGAUGCAUGGAGUAAAGGAAUUUUUACCACAAAAGAAAAUUACACAUCGAAGCAUAUAUGGACAGGACCAACUCCUAGGAUAUGGGGCAAUCCAUGGAAUUAUUUGCAACCCACAACCGAUUUAAAUGGCAGUCUGGUGGUUUCUCAUAGAAAAAUGGAUAGACGAUGGUGGAGAGCACAGGCUGUACGCUACUUAAUGAGGUUCCCAACUGAGUACACAUGCAAUUUAUUGAAUGAAGCCCGCCAUGCUGCCUUUGGAAAAAUAGCUGCAAAAAUGGUUCUCAAAAGUCUUGCUGGAGAAUGGCCAAAGGAAAAUAGUAACAAGGCAAGGUCUGAUAUUGAUGAAUAUGUUUGGUCGAAUCACAAGCCAUGGGUACCUAGGCCUCUUCUAAGCAUGCAUGUAAGGAUGGGAGACAAAGCAUGUGAAAUGAAAAUGGUCGAAUUUGAAGAAUACAUGCAACUUGCUAAUCGGAUUAGGAGGCAUUUCCCAAACCUUAAUAGCAUUUGGCUCUCCACUGAGAUGCAGGAAGUCAUCGACAAAAGCCAAGGAUAUUUUCGUUGGAACUUCUACUAUACAAAGGUAAGACGCCAAGGUAGGAGUAAUGUGUCAAUGGCCGAGUAUGAAUCCAGCUUGGGUAGGGAGACCAGCACUAAUUAUCCACUGGUUAAUUUCCUGAUGGCUGCGGACUCUGAUUUUUUCGUUGGAGCAUUGGGUUCUACUUGGUGCUUCCUUAUAGAUGGAAUGAGAAAUACUGGGGGAAAGGUAAUGGCUGGCUACUUGAGCGUCAAUAAGGACAGGUUUUGGUAGGGUAUCUGUCUCUGUAAAUAAUAUUAUUUCUCAACAAAUAUGUUGUCUAUAUGAUUAAUGAUAGAUAAUAGAUUUGUAUUUUUGGGAAAAUAUAUAGCUUCUUUGUAUGUAUAAUUAUUGGACAUGCCAAAAGAAAAAUAAUACU
Gastrolobium bilobum is the source of this 2468-nucleotide messenger RNA. RefSeq lists its product as uncharacterized. NCBI's taxonomy places the organism in Eukaryota, Viridiplantae, Streptophyta, Magnoliopsida, Fabales, Fabaceae. The record is from RefSeq and is a predicted model, not a curated record. Gene Ontology annotation, biological process: protein N-linked glycosylation. Gene Ontology annotation, molecular function: alpha-(1->6)-fucosyltransferase activity. The coding region runs from base 569 to 2323 and encodes 584 amino acids. The transcript has 8 exons.